GCUCGCUUCGUGUAACGAGCACAUUCAAUUAACAAACUCAGCUCCGAUAGGAAUGCGAAUUCUUCGGUGAUAAUCGCAAAUAAUCAAACAAUUCAGUAGGUAAUGUGCGGAUGCGCGAGCGCACGACACAGUGAGUUACGCUAUCAGGGUCGGCGUGCCACAGACGAAGUACAUCGUGUGAUAGUGUUGUACAGAGGCGCUGGGCUGCCACCGGCGAUCCGGACACUCAGUCGCAACCAUGUUGACAAAGUGCGCCGUCGUAGUCCUCGCGCUGACGCUCGUAGCUGCCGCCGUCUCGGCUAACUCCGAGCUAGACCUCAACAACACUAUACCGGCGGAGCGAUACUUCAUUGACAAGAUAUUCAACAAGUACGGAGACAAAGGCAUCAUUACGUUUGAGGGAUUCGAACACUUGUUAGCAAGCUUGGGCCUUGGCGGACGCGUGUUCAACUCACCUCAUGAUCUGGCCCUGCAUCGCAUCAAUGGAACCUUUAGGCCACUUCACGACACCUUGCACAGACAUCGACGCUCUCCACCAGAAAUUAGCUCUACAACCAUACUACAGAAAUCAUGCCUUUCACCGAGAGAAAUAUUGGAAGUGUACGGAAUGGAAAACGAGCCCGGGGUGAUUACCAUAAGACCGAAAACAUUUUUGGAGAUGUGUCCUGCACUUGUUUAUCAAUUGGAUCAACGUUCGUGUUACAAAACUGAAGUAUCUGCACCUAAAUUAGAUAAAAUUUGGACCUGGAUUUACGCCACCUUAGCAAUUUUAGUGAUUAGUGCCACGGGACUCCUGGGUGUAGCAAUUGUCCCGCUACUAAAGUCAAAAAUAUUUAGCCACAUAUUGCAUUUUCUGGUAGCUGUAGCCGUCGGAACACUUUGUGGCGACGCACUGCUACAUCUUCUACCACAUGCGCUGAAAUCUCAUGGUCCACCUUCAGAACCGCAAGACGAAACAGAAGUGGUGCUUAAAUGUAGCGUCACUUUUAUCACAAUUCUUUUCUUUUACACUGUUGAAGCGAUCAUGCAAACUAUCAAUGGAGGUCAUGCUCACUCACACGACCAAAAUAAAGGUAUUGAAGAAAUCAAAACAGACUCGACGAAACAAAUUGAGCCUAUAGAAUUAGGUGCUAUGAUGCCUGGGUCGCCUCCGCCGCCAAUUGAACGACCAAUGUCGUCCACUGCUUUAAUGGUAAUCGUUGGUGAUGGAUUACAUAAUCUGACUGAUGGUUUGGCAAUAGGAGCUGCGUUCAGUGGCGAUCCGGUCACAGGAUUUGCUACAGCUUUAGCAGUUUUCUGCCACGAGCUGCCACAUGAACUGGGAGACUUCGCGGUACUACUCCGAUCUGGUAUGAGCAUCAAGCGUGCUCUGUAUUACAACUUACUAUCUUCUGUGCUCAGCUUCAUGGGAAUGGCAGGCGGCAUCUGGCUCGCUGAAGACCACGAAUCGGCGUCACAGUGGAUAUACGCGGCGACCGCUGGAACUUUCUUUUACAUCGCACUCGCCGAUUUAGUUCCAGAAAUAAAUGAAAAUAAUAAAGGCAAAAGUGUUAACUUAUUACUUGCCGUAAUGGGUUUUCUAGCAGGCGGUGUGAUUAUGUUGCUCAUUGCGUUACACGAAGACUCUAUACAAUAUCUGUUUAGAAAUGAAGAGAAAUAAAUUUUAAAUAAUUAGCUUAUUCUACCAUAGCGAAGUAAGAAUGUGCAUGCCACUUUAAGGUUGUGACAAGAUUUUGACUUAUGUCUUAAGAGAUGUGGCAGAUUUUGUAAAUAAAAUGUUUUAAUUUUAAUUCCUGUACAAGUCAUGAAUGUUUAUUGUGAUAUUUAACUGACGAUUGUUAUGUGUGUUGAUGUCUGUAUUUAUAUGAGCUAGAUAAGUAAGGUAGGAAUAAUAUUUUACAGAAGAAACAAGUUGUUGUUUCACUGAAAAAUUUAAUACGAUAUUUGUUAUAGGUACAUAUGUCGAAGCUUAUUAAUAAGAUGAGAAAUUAAAUACGUAAUAGCAUUAAUAUUGUUCCAAGCUGAAGUUUUGAUUAUGUAAUGUAUUUUUUUUUCAUAUUUGUGCACAAGACAAAUAUAAACUAAACUUAAUUAAAAAUAUAU
Bombyx mandarina (wild silkworm) is the source of this 2103-nucleotide messenger RNA. RefSeq names its product Zinc/iron regulated transporter-related protein 71B (gene Zip71B). The record is from RefSeq and is a predicted model, not a curated record. NCBI's taxonomy places the organism in Eukaryota, Metazoa, Arthropoda, Insecta, Lepidoptera, Bombycidae. Gene Ontology annotation, biological process: intracellular monoatomic cation homeostasis; zinc ion import across plasma membrane. Gene Ontology annotation, cellular component: plasma membrane. Gene Ontology annotation, molecular function: zinc ion transmembrane transporter activity; monoatomic cation:bicarbonate symporter activity.